Mustela erminea (ermine) is the source of this 6268-nucleotide messenger RNA. RefSeq names its product nucleoporin 210 like (gene NUP210L). NCBI's taxonomy places the organism in Eukaryota, Metazoa, Chordata, Mammalia, Carnivora, Mustelidae. Gene Ontology annotation, cellular component: nuclear pore. The coding region runs from base 139 to 6168 and encodes 2009 amino acids. The record is from RefSeq and is a predicted model, not a curated record. The transcript has 39 exons.
CGGCCGCCUGGGACUUGCCCUGGCCUGAGGCGGGACGCGAGUCCCGCUUCCUCGUACCCACGACGCGGCUUCCUCGCCCGAGCCCCGCGCUGCACGCCGGCGCCGGGGAGAUGCCGCUCGGACGUCGCGGCGGCACGGAUGGCCGGCGGGGAGCCGAGCACGAGGCCGGCCGCGGGAGAAGCAGAGCUGGGCGGGCGAGCGCCCGUCUCGGGUCAGCGCCGCCCGCGAGUCCGAGCCCGCGCUCGCCCCGCGCCAGGUCUCCGCGCGCGGCCCCCGCGAUCGCUCCCGCGAGGAACUCCCACAAUUCCCGGCCGGCGGAGGCCCCGCCCCCGUGACGUCGCGCCCAGCGAUUGGCCGCGGCCGCAGUCGAGCGGGAACUGGAGACGGGGCGUCGCCAUGACGGCCUUCGGGGCCCCGCGUCGCGGGUGCGGCCGGCCGUGUGGCGGGGGGCCCGCGGCCGGCGUGCUGCUGCUGCUUCAGUGCCUGCUGGGGGCCCGGGCCGGCAAGCUCAACGUGCCGCAAGUGUUGCUCCCCUUUGGCCGGGAGCCGGGCCGCGUGCCUUUCCUGCUGGAGGCGCAGCGCGGCUGCUACACCUGGCAUUCCUCCCAUCAUGAUGCAGUAACUGUUGAGCCUUUGUAUGAAAAUGGCACCUUAUGUUCCCAAAAAGCUGUGCUUAUUGCUGAAUCUACCCAACCGAUACGCCUCAGCAGUAUUAUUCUUGCUCGAGAGAUAGUGACGGACCAUGAACUGCGCUGUGAUGUUAAGGUUGACGUGAUAGACAGAAUUGAAAUUAUAUCUCGAACCCGGGAGCUCUAUGUAGAUGAUUCACCACUGGAGCUGAUGGUGAGGGCAUUGGAUGCUGAAGGAAAUACUUUUAGUAGUUUGGCAGGGAUGAUGUUUGAGUGGAGCAUCGCCCAGGAUAAUGGAUCAGCAAGAGAAGAAUUGUCUAGCAAAAUUAGGAUUCUGAAAUACUCUGAAGCCGAGUAUUCUCCCCCCGUGUAUAUUGCUGAGAUGGAAAAAGCAGAGAAACAAGGAGAUAUGGUUUUGGUGUCUGGGAUCAGAACUGGUGCUGCUGUCGUAAAAGUUCGAAUUUUUGAGCCAUUCUAUAAGAAAGUGGCAGCAGCAUUGAUACGUCUGUUAGUUUUGGAGAAUAUAUUUCUUAUACCAUCACAUGAUAUAUAUCUCUUAGUAGGAGCAUAUAUUAAAUACCGAGUUGCAAAAAUGGUGCAGGGAAGAAUGACAGAGGUGGGAUUUCCCCUAGAACACUAUACACUGGAAUUGCAAGAUGACAGAGUUGCAUGUAAUUGGUCUCUUUCUAAAGAAAGAACUGGUCUAAAGACUAGCUCUAAAGUGGCUUUACUGGAUGAGAAAAGAGCUAUGGUGACUGCUGUUCAACUGGGCCAAACUAACCUUGUCUUUGUCCAUAAAAAUGUCCAUAUGCGAUCUGUGUCUGGACUCCCAAAUUGCACCAUAUAUGUUGUGGAGCCUGGAUUUUUAGGUUUCACAGUUCAGCCUGGAGACCGGUGGAGUCUAGAGGUGGGACAAGUGUAUGUCAUUACAGUAGAAGUGUUUGAUAAAAGCAGUACAAAGGUCUAUAUUUCAGAUAAUCUCAGGAUCAUGUACCAGUUCCGAAGGGAGUACUUUGAGGAGCAGCUCACUACUGUGAAUGGGUCUUACCACGUAGUCAAAGCCUUGAAAAGUGGUGUCGUGGUGAUAAAUGCAUCGCUGACUUCUGUCAUCUACCAGAAUAAAAAUAUUCAGCCUAUAAAAUUUCCAAUCAUACAUCAGCAAGAAGUGAAUAUAUAUUUUCCCAUCAAGCUUACACCCGACUUUCUGGCAUUUCCUCAUCAUCCUAUGGGAAUAUUAUAUCGGUAUAAAGUGCAGGUAGAGGGUGGCAGUGGCAGCUUCACUUGGAUCUCUUCCAAUGAGACGGUAGCCAUGGUGACCACUAAAGGAGUGGUGACUGCAGGUCAGGUCAGAGGGAACAGUACUGUUUUGGCCCGAGAUGUACAAAAUCCCUUUCGAUAUGGAGAAAUUAAGAUAUAUGUCCUAAAACUGAACAAAAUGGAGCUGUUACCGUUUCAUGCUGAUGUGGAGAUCGGCCAGAUUAUAGAAAUCCCCAUUGCCAUGUACCAUGUAAAUAAGGAGCACAAAGAUGUCAUUGUGUUCACAGACUGCUCUCAUUUAUUGUUGGAUCUGAACAUGGAUAAGCAAGGAGUCUUUACUCUUCUCAAGGAAGGUAUUCAAAGACCUGGGCCAACACACUGUUCUAGUAUACAUAUAGCAGCCAAGUCUCUAGGCCAUACCCUGGUAACAGUGAGUGUGACUGAGUCUGAGGAGUACUUGGAGAGCAGUGCCACAUUUGCUGCUUAUGAACCCCUAAAGGCUGUAAACCCUGUAGAGGUGGCUUUGGUGACGUGGCAGUCUGUGAAGGAAAUGGUGUUUGAAGGGGGGCCCCGUCCAUGGAUCUUGGAGCCCUCCCGAUUCUUUCUGGAGUUGAGCAUGGAGAAAACAGAGAAAAUUGAAUUAACACAAGUCCGGCUGCCAGAUAAGAGAAAACAGAACCAGUACAUCUACCGGGUCUUGUGCCUGGAUUUGGGGGAACAAGCUCUGACAUUCCGAAUUGGAAAUCACCCAGGUGUGCUGAACCCCAGUCCAGCUGUGGAGGCCGUGCAGGUGCACUUCAUAUGUGCCCACCCUGCCAGCAUGUCCGUGACCCCAGUCUACAAAGUGCCAGCUGGUGCCCAGCCGUGCCCUCUGCCACAGCACAACAAACAGUUGAUUCCUGUAUCAAGCCUGAGGGACACCGUUCUGGAACUGGCAGUGUUUGAUCAACACAGGAGAAAGUUUGAUAAUUUCAGUUCGCUAAUGCUGGAAUGGAAAUCCUCAAAUGAAACACUAGCUCAUUUCGAAAAUUAUAAUUCCGUGGAGAUGGUAGCAAAGGAUGACGGCAGUGGGCAGACUCGCCUACAUGGUCAUCAGGUCCUUAAAGUACAUCAGUUAAAAGGGACUGUACUCAUCGGAGUCAAUUUUGUGGGCUACUCAGAGAAGAAAAGUCCAGAGAAACUUUCCAACUUGCCCAGAUCUGCAGCUGUGGAGCUGCUCCUGGUGGACGAUGUGACCGUACUGCCUGAGAAUGCCACCAUCUAUAACCACCCUGAUGUGAAGGAGAUAUUUAGCCUUGUGGAAGGAUCUGGUUAUUUUCUGGUCAACAGCAGUGAGCAGGACAUUGUCACCGUCACUUACAUGGAAGCAGAAAGUUCUAUCCAGUUAGUUCCGGUACACCCUGGGUUUCUCACCUUGGAGGUCUACGAUCUGUGCUUGGCUUUCCUGGGUCCAGCAGUGGCCUACCUCAGGGUGUCAGACAUACAGGAGCUGGAGCUCGAUCUGAUUGAUAAGGUUGAAAUAGGUAAAACUGUGUUAGUGACUGUGAGGGUUCUUGGCUCUUCCAAACGCCCAUUCCGAACUAAAUACUUCAGAAACAUGGAGCUCAGACUGCAGUUGGCUUCUGCCGUUGUCACCCUGACGCUAAUGGAGGAACAGGAUGAAUACUCUGAAAAUUAUAUCCUUCGAGCUGUUUCUGUUGGGCAAACCACACUUGUGGCUAUUGCCAGGGACAAGAUGGGGAGGCAAUUCACAUCAGCUCCUCGCCAAAUUGAGGUGUUUCCUCCCUUCAGACUUGUUCCAGAGAAAAUGACACUGAUCCCAGCUAACAUGAUGCAGGUCAUGUCUGAAGGUGGCCCCCAGCCGCAAUCUAUCAUCCACUUCUCCGUCAGUAACCAGACGGUGGCUGUGGUGAAUAGGCGGGGGCAAGUCACAGGGAAGGUAGUCGGCACAGCUGUGGUCCACGGCACCAUCCAGACAGUAAAUGAAGAUACUGGCAAAGUCAUUGUGUUUUCCCAGGAUGAAGUGCACGUUGAAGUGGUCCAGCUCAGGGCCGUGAGGGUCCUUGCAGCCGCUACUCGACUCGUCACAGCAACUGAGGUCGGUAAGGGGGUUCUGUUCUCGGCGCGCUCUGGCAGUGCCAGCUGGGCAGGACAUACAGCACAUACAUCUUCUUUUCAGAUGCCAGUUUAUGUCAUGGGAGUGACCAGUACCCAGACCCCUUUCUCCUUCAGCAACGCCAACCCUGGACUCACAUUCCAUUGGUCCAUGAGCAAAAGGGACGUAUUGGAUCUAGUACCCAGGCAUUCGGAGGUUUUCCUACAGCUCCCGGUAGAAAAUAACUUUGCCAUGGUUGUCCACACAAAAGCAGCUGGUCGGACCAGUAUCAAAGUCACUGUCCGCUGUAUGAACAGUUCCUCUGGGCAGCUUGAGGGGAAUUUAUUAGAAUUGUCUGAUGAAGUUCAGAUUCUGGUGUUUGAGAAACUCCAACUAUUCUUUCCGGAGUGCCAGCCUGAGCAAAUUCGGAUGCCCAUGAAUUCCCAGCUCAGACUCCACACCAACAGGGAAGGGGCCGCCUUUGUGACUUCCCGUGUUCUCAAGUGUUUCCCUGAUCCGUCUGUCAUCGAGGAGGAUGGCGAAGGGCUCCUGAGAGCCGGUUCCGUCGCAGGUACUGCUGUGUUGGAAGUCACGUCUGUAGAACCUUUUGGAGUCAACCAGACAACCAUAACUGGAGUUCAGGUGGCACCAGUGGCAUACCUGCGGAUGAGCAGCCAACCCAAGCUGUACGCCGCCCGCGGGAGGGCUCUGCCGGCGUUUCCUGUGGGCGCGUCUCUCACCUUCACUGUCCGGUUCUACAACAGCAUCGGAGAGAAACUCCACACGCACAACACCCAGCUUCAUCUGGCUCUGAACAGAGAUGACCUGCUACUUAUUGGGCCAGGGAAUAGGAACUAUACUUAUGUGGCCCAGGCAGUGAACACAGGAGUGACGCUUGUGGGAAUCUGGGACCGGAGACACCCAGGUGUGGCAGAUUACAUCCCAGUUGCUGUGGAGCACGCCAUCAUGCCAGACACCCAGCUCACCUUUGUUGGAGACGUCAUCUGCUUCAGGACACACCUCCUCAACCACAAUGGUGAACCUGGGAUUUGGAUGAUUUCUGCUGAUAACAUUCUACAAGCAGACACUGGCACCGGAGUGGGAGUGGCCAGGAGUCCAGGAAUAGCAACAGUCUUUCAUGACAUCCCAGGAGUGGUAAAAACAUACCGAGAGGUGGUGGUCAAUGCAUCAUCAAGAUUAACGCUCAGUUAUGACCUCAAGACCUACCUCACCAAUACCCCCAAUUCAACUGUGUUCAAGCUCUUCAUUACCACUGGCAGAAAUGGUGCUAAUCUCAAAGGAUCCUGUACCCCAAGUCAGGCCUUGGCCAUCACAACAGUACUUCUUCCUGAGACCCUUGUGCUGUGCCACGUGCAGUUCAGCAAUACUUUGCUAGACAUCCCGGCAAGCAAAGUCUUCCACGUCCGCGCGGGGUUCAGCAUGGAGAGAGGGGUUUAUGUCUGCCUCAUCAGGGCUCGACCCCAGUCUGAAGAGCUGCUCCAGGCCCUCAGCGUGGCUGACACCGCAGUCUAUGGGUGGGCCACACUGGUCAGGGAGCGCAGCAAGAACGGAAUGCAAAGAAUCCUUAUUCCUUUCAUCCCAGCCUUUUACAUCAACCAGUCCGAAUUGGUUCUUAGCCGCAGACAAGACGUUGGGGAGAUCAGAGUGCUGGGGGUAGACAGAGUUCUUGAGAAGCUAGAGGUCUUCCCCAGCUCCACAGUUCUAGUGGUCUCUGGCCCCAGGCAAUCUUCCCUCACACCUGGCCUGGCUGUCUAUCCUGUAAGGGUAGUCAACUUCACCUCCCUUCAGCAGACGGCAUCACCCAUUUUCAUCAAUAUUUCCUGUGAGCUCACCAGUCAAAGUGAGGCUGUGCUAGUGAGAGCUCUGAAGGAGAAGGCUGGUGCAGAUCAAUGUGAAGACUCAGGUAUCCUCCAGAAGUUCCUGGGUUCUCACCAGACCAUCCUCUUUACCCUCUGUGCCGUGCUGGCAUCAACGGCUUUCACCUUUCUAGCAUACAACGCCUUCUUAAACAGGAUACAGACGGUGCCAGUUGUUUAUGUACCAACGCGAGGACCACCACAACCAGGUUCUUACACCUCCACACGUGCUCCUCCGCCUUUCAUGAGUCCACAGCCACCGCCAGGCCAGACUCGGCUACAACACUGGCUGUGGAGUGUCCGGCACUAACCUCCCCCGCACAAAUCCCCUCAACUGUCCAGGAGCGGAGCCAUAAGGCCCCAAACGAGGCUUCUGAACGCUGUAAAUAAAGGAUCCUAAGCUGUUUACA